AUGGCAUUCCGCGAGAUCUUGGCGGAGGCCUUCAUCGCGGCUGACGCCGCGCGGGGCCUGAAGAUGCGCGUCGAAGCGCUGGCGGCGCACUUCUCGAACCCGUGCAACACCUGCUGCGUCAACGCGCCCCUGCAGCGCCUGCCCCGCUGCCCCGCCGCGCGCGCCGCGCUCUCGGGGCAGGGGGGCGAGGGCGAGCCGCUGGUCGCGCGGCGCACGGGGCGGAGCUGCGCGCCUCGGCGACCGCCUGCGCGCGGGGCGCCGCUGCCCGCGGAGGGCGUCGGCGGCGAAGUGCCCGCGCCAGCCCGCGUGGGCCGCUGGCGCCCUCGCGCCAUUUUGGGCGCGUUCCUCGCGAUGCGCGGUCUGCAAUCUGGGGGCGCGGGCGCGAGCGAGGCGCUGUCGUUCAGCCUGGGCGACGGGCCGGGCCCUCGUCUUGUCUCCCAGACCGGAUGGGGCGCGGAGGUCGCGAUGCGGCCCCCUUCUUUCGCGGGCGGGGCAGACGAGGGCGACGGCGCCACGUCGCCGCGGAUUCCUCUCCGAUGUGGGGCGCGCAGAAAUUUGACGCGCGAGGGCCGUUGCGCCGCGGCGCCUCCAUGGGCGGGCGGGCGACUGCGAGCGAAGCCGGAGUCGCUGGCGACGCGCGCGCCACGCAGAUUGGAGCGAGGCGACGGUUCGGCGCUCUCCCUCGCCGGCUGCGACGUCGCGCCCGAGUGGGGCGAGCAGCGCGCGGAGGUGGUUCUGAAGGAGCGCGGCUGCAAGCCGGUGGAGGUGCUCCGGCAUGCGCGGAAGCCGAAGAGCAAGGGCAACAACGCCGACGUGUCCAGGCAGGACGCCCAGAACCACUCCGCCGCGCUUGCCCCGCGCAGCAGCAGGGGGGCCAAGAGCUCGCAGGCGGCCUGCGAGGCGCGCCGUGAUUGCGGCGACCUCUUCCUGCUCUUGCACUUGCUGGAGCUGCUGGCCGCUGCUGGCGACCUGCUGAACCAUUGCCCUGAAACCGUCGUCUACGCCGGCGACGACUGCGCCAACCGAUGGGCGACGAUGCUGCGCGCCCCCGAUCGGCCUAACAAGUUUGCUGGCAGGCUGCGGGGGGCGCUUUGGGUCACGGAGGGGGGGAUUUUCGACGCCGAGCGUAGGCUGGAGAGCGGGGAGUUGCACAUGCGCCGCGUCGCGGAGCUCCUGGACGAGCGUCUCAACUCCGUCCGCGGCGCACGCUCCGCGGUGGCCGCGGUCCGAUUGGCGGUGGGCGACUGGCCGGGCGGGCAGGGCGACGGGCGCCCGCCGCGGGCGCGCCUGGCCGAGGCGGCCGACGCGGCAGCAUCGGCGGUUUGCGCUCAGGCGGCGUGCCAGGCGAGGAAGCCCCGCGCAUUCCAGACCUGCGCAUGCUGCGCCGCGCAGCAGCGGUCCGAGAAACUCCACUCCGAGUUUCUCGCCGGGGACAGGUGCACGAAAGGCCGGGCCCAGUGCGCGGAGUGCCUGUCGCCCCAGCGGCAUCACCGACGUCGGCCCCUCAUGCCGCGCGUGGAGCUGGCGUCGUCGGCCGUGGACUUCCCCCGCGAUAAUUGCGGGGGCUCGCCGACGUCCUCGAAAAUACUCUUGCACAAGAGGCGCGCGCCGCCAGAGGCGCCCGAAGGAAAGUUGCUGCGCGCGUUCGGCCGCGUCGCGUUCGCGAAGAUCCACCUGUCCAGCAAGGGCGCCGACGCGGCCGCGCGGCAGGGGCCCUGGCAGGGGCAGCAGUCGUGGAGGCAGAAGUUCUUGCUGCACGGCAUGCAGGGCACCGCUGCCACGUUCGGGAACGGAAGCGCUUUCCACGCGACGCGGAGCUUCCCGCCAGAGCCCGACGUGCUCAGGGACACGUUCGUGGCCGUCUUCGCAGGCGUGCCUGACUGCGCGCUGGCCUGCGCGAAGUCUGUCCCCGCGGGCAAAGCGUUGGACGACGUCGCGCCGGCGCGGGGGCCCGCCUCGGCCACCGCUGGCGCGCAGGCCGAGACGAGCGCGAGGGCAUGCUUGAGGAUGGAGGGUCGGGCGGGUCGCGCGGCGACCAAUCCGCGGAUGUCCAGGCUCGAGGACCAGAGGGGCGAGGACACGUUCAAGCUGCGCUGGCGCGCCCAGGCGUUGGAGACGAACAAUUGCCAGGCGUGGGCGGGCGCGGGCGACAUGGCGAAACCUGCAGAAGUCGCGUGGAUUCCCGCCAAGGACGACCCGCGCUUCUUGCAGCUCCCCACGAACGGAGAUGAGGACCCGCCGAAGCAGGUGGAGGGUCGGCUCUGCUGCAGCGUGACGCACUUAAUCAAGAACCUCUUCUCACGGGAGGGGAUGGAGUACGACGUGCCUGCCGACGAUGAGAGGUACGUGGUAAGUCCCAUAAGUCGUUUCCGGAGCUCCUAUUACGGCGUGCACCUGCUGUGCUCCUUAAUUCUGGAGGUCACGGGGGCGACCGACAGCGCCUGCACUUUCAUGAAGACGGACGAGCGUUUUGGCCCGCCGUCCCACUUCGUCACCCCGAAUCUGGCAGACACCAGGCAGCCCCUGAUCCUUACCGUGCAGGAGGAGGAGUACACCUUCGACAACGACUUGACCGAGGCGGAGGAAGUCACGUUCAGCGAGAUGUCGCAGCGCAUCGCCGCGGUCGCCGUGGGCCAGGGGAAGCUCGAAAGGCUUCGCUUGGUCACCAACGGCAUGGCGGCCGACCUCAUGGGCGCGCCCGCGGCGUUCGGCCCCCUCGCGGCGGCCCUCGGUCUGGUCGAGGCUCAGGGUGGAGGCUCGCUGCACCUGCGCAUCCUCGUCCGGCUGCUGCAGGAUCAGCUGCGCGUGCUCUUGGACGUGCUGCAGCGCGACGAGGCGCGCUUCCAGGAACGCCUGAACCUGUGGAUGCCACAGGCGGCGCAGCGCAGGAUCGCGGCGCCGCCGCCCCCGUUCGGGCCCAACGAGAAGCUGCGCUUCAGUGCCGACGGGGGCGCGGAGAUGGCGACUGCAGAACAGUUCGGAGUCGAAGGCGAGAUGGGGCCGCAGGAGUUUUGGCUCUACGAUGGCGAGACCGUGGGCGCCGCGGCGGGGGCGCCGGCGGGGCCCCUCCCGAGCGACGAGCGGAUUGGCGAGAAUUGCCGCGACGCGCGCGAGCUCGUCAUCGGUUGCGGCAUCCACCACUGCAGCCCAUCCUGCUACAAGUACCAUUCCGACAAAAAGUUCGGCUCAAAGAUCGGCCGCCGCUUUUUCUACAACGCGAAAGACUCCACCAAGUGCGCGGCGGUCGUCUCGGCGCGGUGCACCGUGGACGCGCAGGACAUGCGACGGGUCUUGCCCCCGCGCCCGUGGACGGAAGGGUCGGAGCUGGAGCCGCCGGCGAACGAGGGGGGCCGCAAGAGCUACAACCAUAGCCUCUACCCUCAGCGCUACUCAGACCUCUCAGUGGGCGCAUGUGAGGAUUGGGGCUGGUUCCAGCAUUUGAACACCGCGUCCGCGGAGAAGUGGGACCUAGUCGCGGUCGCCGACUCGCUUGAGAUCUCCAGGGAGCUCGCGAUCUGCGACAGCCUGGCCGUGGACGGUGACGACGCUGCGCUUGCCAAGCUCCAGCGCGACCUGGAGCGGCGCGCGCUCGCCACCUUCGUGGGCGCCCACAACGCGAGCUGCCGCGUGAUUUCGCGCGUCGCGAAGGGGGGCCCCAGCAUGGGCGACGUGCCUUGCACUCUUCUCGACGGCGCGCUCCGCCCCAACAGUCAGCGGGGCGACAGGGGGGCGCAGGCCGAGGGCGACGCCGGCGACGAGGCCCAGUCGACCGCCGCAGGGAAGCGCAGGCGGGAUUUCAAGCGCGCGCUGCCGGUGCUGACCCGCUUCGAGACUUGCUUCCGCAGGGCCUCCUGGAAGGGCGGCUGCGAAAUAGUCUUCCCCAUGCUCGUCGGGCGCCUCUCCUGCAUGGCGCACCGCUGCUGGAUGGUGUUCGCGCGGAAAUCCACCCACCUCGCCGCGGUGUCCCGGCGCAGCACUGGGCAGCGGGCCGCGACGCUGGGGCGGCGCCAGCUGCAGCGCGAGGGCGCGGCGGCGCGCGUCAGCCCCGACGUCGAGGAGUUUGACGCGAUCGAGUACGCGCACCAUGCGUUCCAGAUCGCGAGCGCCAGCGGCGGCUCGCUGCGCGACGCGACGAAGAUUCAGGGGCGCAGUGCUGAGCCAGCACGACGACUGGAUGCACCGCGGGACCACCCUAUUGUCCGAGACAUGAGCACGUGCAUCUAUUGCAUAUUGGUGCACCGCGCGGAAUUGCAGAUGCACGUCCGCCCGGCCAGGGAGCUGGGUCCCGAGGGCAGCGGGGGUCGUGCCCGGCACGUCGACAUCGCCUUCGAUUCGUCCCACUCGGCGGCGCGGAAUUGGAUUCAGGGGCUGGCCGCCGAGCCGCGCGCCCCGGAGCCGGACGGCUUCCAGUUCGCGAGCGCGGAGUCGAGCGCGGAGGCGCACCACCUCAUGAAGUCGCCGCUGCUCCGACCCGUGCACCUGCCGGACCCUGGCGGGCCCAGCGACACGAAGGAGUCAGGCGCGGCGGUGGGCAGGAGCUCAGAGCGGGACGCCGCGGCCAGCAGCCCGAGGGGCGGCCAGGAGCACGCGCCCGACCGCGCGGACAGCGAGGGGCGCCCGAGCACGCGCGGCAGUCCGGAGUUCCUGAGAGCAACUUGUGGGAAUAAUUCGUUUGCGUGUCAUAGCACGAGAUGA
Messenger RNA from Prorocentrum cordatum, 4695 nucleotides. The record is from the annotation of a GenBank genome assembly. Lineage: Eukaryota; Dinophyceae; Prorocentrales; Prorocentraceae.